This is a messenger RNA of Pocillopora verrucosa, 1340 nucleotides long. RefSeq names its product membrane progestin receptor delta-like. The record is from RefSeq and is a predicted model, not a curated record. Gene Ontology annotation, molecular function: signaling receptor activity. Lineage: Eukaryota; Metazoa; Cnidaria; Anthozoa; Scleractinia; Pocilloporidae. Gene Ontology annotation, cellular component: membrane.
ACAGUUUGCAAUAUCGAUUCAUCAACAAGCGAAGCGCCGGCGCCGGUUCAGAAAAACAAAAAUAUUUUUGGGAGCGGAGAAAUCGUUAAAAAUGACGAAGGUGCUGACGAGACAAGGAAAGCUUAAACAAGUCGAACGAAACGGUGCGGUGAUGUCGCACGAUUUAGAUGAUAGUGUUUACAAAAAUGGGUCACUGAAAGAAGGUAAAACUGAAGAGGUCCACCGCUACUCCAUGUUAUUACGUGAAGAUCAAAUCCCACAAGCUUUCCGCACCGAGUUUCUUACGACAAGAUACCGGCCGCGAAACCUGACCGCUCUCGAUAGCGUGAAGAGUGUUUUCUACGCCAACAACGAGACAGUAAAUUUCUGGAGCCAUGUUCUCUCCGCCGUGAUACUCAUUGCCCGCUACUGCUCAGUGGUGUGGAACCAUAAUCCUUUCACUGAUCAUUUUUAUUUUCCACUGAUGUCGUACACUCUCGGCUGCUGCAUUAUGUACACGAUGAGUUGUGUGGCCCAUAUGUUCAGCUCUAUGACCGAGCUACAAAACCACAUCGGGUACUACCUGGAUUACGCUGCUAUCAGCGUAUACACAUUUACCAAUGGCCAAGCCUUCUAUUUUUACUGCCAUCCACUGGGAUCUGGGCUCCUUUUGUUCGACUGGCGGGAGUUGUUCCUAUUCGUUUCAGCCCUGAUUUCGUUCAGUGCCACUUUCAACUGUUGCAAGUCUCGUCAUCAGUGGUUCGAUCUCCGUUUCAUCGUCCGCACCGGUUUCUACAUCCUAUCCUGGUUGCACAACUGUUCACCGUACUUCGUUCGUCUGUUUGUGUGCUCUUCUGAUCCUGCAUGCAAUCCCGAUUCUCUUGGUCUCUUCGUAGGGUGUCUUAUCUCGUUCGCCGCCGCUGCCUUAAUGAAUAUGACCCGAAUACCUGAACGGUUCGUUCCCGGGUUCUUCGAUUUUAUCGGGCAAAGUCACAACUUUCUUCAUGUGCUUACCACUACAGGUGACCAUUUUGCAUUCUCCGUUCUCCUUUCGGAUCUCUCAGCCAGAAAAGAAUUCCUCGUCACGGAACAUACACCGAGUUUUUUCGAGACGAUCGGUUUGACUCUUUUAGUUCUGGUUGGGAAUCUCGCUAUCGUACUCUGGUUUGCUAGGUCUUUAAUUUCGAAUUCAUUCGGUAAAAUUGGACAUGAUAAAUCUACUUAAACUGAACUUUUAUAUUUCUGCGAAGGAAGGCGAGAAGUUCGCCUAUGUUGCAAAUACUGUAAUUUGAUCGAAGUGGAUGUUUCUUCCAAAAGUAAAAUUUAUGUUAAGUUUGCCAUUGUUUUUCUAAAGAGGAACG